Messenger RNA from Amoebophrya sp. A120, 2364 nucleotides. NCBI's taxonomy places the organism in Eukaryota, Dinophyceae, Syndiniales, Amoebophryaceae. The record is from the annotation of a GenBank genome assembly.
UUACGGCACGAAAUCCGACGCGCCGUGCGGUAAGGCUGUAGGAUUUCGGUUAGCCAAAGUAAGUCGUCGACGCGACAGCCUCUUUCGCUGCUUGGGCUCAGUUGGGACGUAAUGAAAGACAUCACGUCCAAAAGUUUAGCAUGCUAGAACGCAUGUGGCCAGAAGGCCCGCAACGCAAGAUGUGUUUGCCACUUUAGUUCCCGCUUGCGCGCAGUGUGCAUCUUGUGUAAUGUUUGCACACAGUGUGCGUCGCUGCCAGUCCCGGUUAAACUGUUCUCAGCUAUUUAUUCGUCAUCUUCGGUCGGAAGCCCCUGAGUGUUGCGAAGCCGCCUCCGAAAUCCGACGCGUGAGCGGUAAGGGGACGACCUUCGUGCCUCUAAAACUUCGCGCCUUUUCCUUCGUUCCAGGAUUGGUUUUACAUGGAUUCCGGGCGGAUAAGCUGGAUAAGAUGACUUAUCCGACGCAGUGCAUCUGCUGGAUAGGGUUCAUGAUCAACGCCAUCAAGAUGCGGAUUUACGUGGACCCAGAACAACGCGAAAAGUAUAUUGCAGCAUUAGAAAAUGCUUGCAAGAGGCCGCGAACGGAUUAUCAACGAACGCAAAAGAUCUGGCGUCGAUAGUAGGAAAGUUGAACUUCAUCUCCUUUGUUGUCUCGGCUGGGCGCGCAUUUCUGCGGAACGCUUACGACUUGCUUGGGGAUUCGGGGGCUAUCGCUGCAUGGACCAAAGGACGCAAGUCUUUCAGUCCAUCUCCCCAGCUCUCCGCUGCGGUCAUAGCAGAUUUUUCUUGGUGGCUUCAAGUCCUCAAAGACGAUCCUUUUAUCCCCAUCUUUUCCACGACCGAGGGCUUAUCUUUCCUGUUUACUCCGGAAUUGCUUGAUCAUCCCGAAAUCUUCCAAGAUAUUGAUCCCGCCUCUUUCAUGAUCGUCACAAGUGAUGCUAGCGGGUUUCAUUGGGGGCUGACGGCGGACGGGGACGAAGUGCGGCACGAGGGCGACUUCAGCGAAGAAAUCGACCAAAGACACUCCAACAAAAGGGAUCUGACCACAGUCGCAGAAUGGCUAAAAAAAUACGGCGAACGUUUUGCGGGCAGAAUUAUCCUUCUGCGGACAGACAAUACCAGUGCCAUGCACUACAUCAACUUUGGGACCGGGCGGAAACAGUGGCUCGCAGAAAAAGCCAAGGCCAUCAAGUUGAUGCAAAACAGGUUGGGAAUAAAAAUGCUGGCGCAACAUGUGCGGGGCAAGCAUAAUGUGAUAGCAGACGCGAUCAGCCGACUACAGCUCAGCAGUACGCUGUACGACCAGAACCCGAGCAAACGACUAAAACCAGAAGCGUUGUCGUCGGUAUGCUCAAGGCUGAAAAUCACGCCAACAGUGGACGCGAUGCGUGAUCGUGAGGGUCACAGCAGACUGGUGGAUUAUUUCAAAAACCACAUCACGGACGCGUACCAGACCACAGACCACGAAAUGGCGCUGGAAUUGAGUUGGUGGCAUCCAGGCAGCUUUGCAAUUAUGCCGGUCCUCAAGAAAUUGGUGGACUACAUGAAAGUCCCGGAAGCACAGCGCCCCCGGGCGUUGGUUUUAGUUCCAAAAUACAAAAGCAGGCUUGCUUAUUUGCAUUCGAAGUUUCACACGGUGAGCAGAUUCCAGAAGAAUAAAUCGAUAUUCCAAGUAUGGAAAGGAGCAAGCUGGGUAGACCUACCGCCAACAGACGACACCUAUCUGGUGCUGAGCACAGUGCCAGCGCAAAGUCUGCAGACAAAGUGCGAAGGGUACUCGGAAAGUACCUUGGCACUGUUGGAGAAGCCGAAGAGAAAAGCAAGCCAGAAAGUAAAGCCGGAAAGAGUGCCGCUGGUGCAUGUGCGGGGAUCAAUUCUAGCAGACAACAUGAAUGUGAUCGCGCACCAGACAAACUGCCUGACCAUAGGAAAAGCGGAAGGUAUAGCGAAGAAGAUACUUUUCAAAUAUCCACCAGCAAACACGUGCGCGAAGUCCUACAAAAGAGUCCCGGGCACGGCGGAUCUGCGAAAGGUUUCAACCCGUGCAAGCAAGUUAGUAGCAAACUUGUAUGGCCAACACAAGCCAGGGCUACCGCCGAAGAACCAGCAGGGUAAUGCGGAAACGCAGGCAAAGCGGUUGGCGUGGUUCCAACAGGCGCUCGGCGAUUUCUUUGAAAAAUUGAAACAUCGACUCCCGAACGAAGAAGCUACAGCCAUCAUCGGUUUCCCCGCGCGCAUAGGAUGCUGUCGCGCUGGCGGCAACUGGAGCGAUUAUCUAGCAAAACUAGAAUCGUUCGCGGUUAGAGUGUCUCGCACCUGGAAAAAUGGUUUGGCCAAAAUCUUCGACUUUGCUGAGGACAACUAA